CCAGUCUUCAUCACGGUGAGGGAGGUGAAGGCUGCCCCAAUGGCCUUCCCCAAGACCCACUACUCAGCCGUCCUCUACCUGCCAACCUACCCUGGUGUGAGGGUGUUCUGCCUGGGCCGGGAGGAGCAGCCACGCCACCACGUGGAUGUGAAUGAUAUCACCGAUAUUUCAUAUUCCAUCGCUGCCGGUGACGACAGAGAAAACUUUGUGUUUGACAACGUGAACAAGUGUGUCAAGGUCCAGGACCAGUACAGCCUCAAGCCUCAGUACAACCUCACCCUCCAGGCCAGCGACGGGGCCGCCUCGUCCACGGCAACAGCAGAGAUUAUAAUUGAUGAAGCGCCGCUGUCUACUCUGGUCUUCACUCAGGACCAGUACUGGGCCAACGUCAUUGAGAACUCCACUAAGGAGAUGAAUGUUGCUGCCCUGGGAGUGAAGGGUCAGCCGCUCAACCAUCACGUCCGCUACUCAAUUCUCAACUCAAACAUUAAAUUUGAAAUCCACCCGACCGCUGGCGUCAUCAAGACCACCGGCAAGUCCUUUGACCGGGAGGCAGAGGACCACUACACGCUGGUGGUGGAGGCGCAGGACAUUGAGGGCACAGCAAACGUGGCCCAUGUGCUGGUCCACGUGGCGGUGAUGGACGUGAAUGACAACGAGCCGGUGUUCCUCAACCAGCCCUUCCACGCCCUGGUGUCCACCGUGUCUCCGCGCAGCCACGUGGUCACUAAGGUGCAGGCAAUAGACGCUGACUCUGGGGAGUUCGGAAGUGUCCGCUACGAGCUGGUGCGAGGCAGCGGUGAGCUCUUCGCCGUGAAUAAGAAGACGGGUGAAAUUUCCCUGAAGCAGACCCUGAUGGCGGCCGACAAGACCUACAGCCUCACCGUUGCUGCCUACGACGGGGGAAAGCCUCCCCUCAGCUCACAGGCCCAUGUCCUCAUAAGGGUGGUGUCUUCUGAAGGGCCAAUGUUCACCGCCGCACGGUACGAGGCAGCCGUGCCAGAGAACGCCGCCAAGGGCACGCCCGUUGUAAGGGUGAAGGCCGCUAGCCCUUCCGGGGAGCCCAUUAUGUACACCAUUGUGGCCGGCAACACCGAGGAGCUGUUCGGCCUCGACUAUUCCACAGGCGUCGUCCAGACCACUGCCCUGCUGGACUACGAGGCCUCCGCCAGCCACAACCUGACGGUGCGGGCGCGGGACCCCUUCACCGGGGGCCACACGGACACCCACGUCACAGUCGCAGUCACGGACGUCAAUGACAACCCGCCGGAGUUCAGCCGUUCCGUCUUCAAGGGAGACGUGUCGGAGGCUGCAUCACCGGGCCACGUGGUGCUGCAGGUCUCGGCAAGUGACGUGGACACGGGGCCGGGCGGUUCAGUGCGCUACUCGUGUGUCAUGGAGUGUGGCAGCUUU
Messenger RNA from Eriocheir sinensis (Chinese mitten crab), 1413 nucleotides. RefSeq names its product protocadherin Fat 1-like. Gene Ontology annotation, molecular function: calcium ion binding. Lineage: Eukaryota; Metazoa; Arthropoda; Malacostraca; Decapoda; Varunidae. Gene Ontology annotation, biological process: homophilic cell-cell adhesion. The record is from RefSeq and is a predicted model, not a curated record. Gene Ontology annotation, cellular component: plasma membrane. The transcript has 6 exons. The annotation marks the transcript as partial.